GUUUUCAGUAUUCAGGUUAAAAAACCAAGUUCCUGUUUUUUGGUUUAUCUUUGUUUUUUUCUCCAAUUUAAGCCAAGUAAAUAGCCUCCAAACGGCCCUGGUGAAGGAGGAGCUAGUGACUCCGCUACUACCAAAGCAUAAUUCCAACUCCCCAAUGAGCAUGUCUGUGGAUUUCAAAACUUAUGUAGAUCAGGCAUGUAGAGCUGCCGAGGAGUUUGUCAAUAUUUACUAUGAGACAAUGGACAAAAGAAGACAUGCAAUUACGCGGCUGUAUCUGGACAAGGCCAGUUUAAUCUGGAAUGGAAAUGCUGUUACAGGGAUGGAAGGCCUUAAGAAAUUUUUUGACAUGUUGCCAUCUAGUGAGUUCCAGGUCAAUAUUUUAGAUUGCCAGCCAGUUCAUGAACAAGCCACCCAGGCCCAGACUACCAUUCUUGUGGUGACCAGCGGAACUGUGAAGUUUGAUGGAAACAAACAACAUUUUUUCAACCAGAACUUCCUGCUGACUGCACAGAGCACUCCUAACAGCACCGUGUGGAAGAUUGCAAGUGAUUGUUUCCGUUUUCAAGAUUGGGCUGGCCAUUAAAUGGGGGCAAAAGGCCAUUCCAUGGGUCCAUUUGUUCCAGCAAAAGUUUAUGUGAAUUAAUAUAUUUCAUUAUAAAAGUACUAUAAGAUAUGUGCUAAAUCUAAAUUGAGUUCAUAUUUUUUUAUUCCUAGCAGCACCUUUUCUAGCAGCUUCCAGUUUAGAUUGUUGCCCUCAAGAGGUUUAAAGCGAGUUUUUUACAUGCCUUAUAUAUACAUUCCACUGAUGACAUUCCUGGAAUAAUACUAAACAUGAUCUAGGUACUAACAUACUCACUGUGAAUCCAACCUGUUGUAAAUAUGGUAUCCUUUUGUAAUA
Messenger RNA from Nannospalax galili (Upper Galilee mountains blind mole rat), 898 nucleotides. It is a transcript of the gene Nxt2, whose product is annotated as nuclear transport factor 2 like export factor 2. Gene Ontology annotation, cellular component: nuclear pore central transport channel. Gene Ontology annotation, biological process: protein import into nucleus. Bases 155 to 583 code for a protein of 142 amino acids. The transcript is spliced from 5 exons. Lineage: Eukaryota; Metazoa; Chordata; Mammalia; Rodentia; Spalacidae. The record is from RefSeq and is a predicted model, not a curated record.